This is a messenger RNA of Pyrenophora tritici-repentis Pt-1C-BFP, 228 nucleotides long. RefSeq names its product GsiB, General stress protein. The record is from RefSeq and is a predicted model, not a curated record. Lineage: Eukaryota; Fungi; Ascomycota; Dothideomycetes; Pleosporales; Pleosporaceae.
AUGUCUGGCAACGACAACCCCGGCAACUUCGCCAACCGCCCCAAGGAAGAAGUCAAGGCCGCGGCCCAGAAAGGCGGAGAGCACUCUCACAGCGGUGGCUUUGCUUCCAUGGAUGCCGACAAACAGCGCGAGAUCGCUUCCAAGGGCGGCAAGGCCUCAUCUGGCAACUUCGAGCCCGGCAGUGAGAAAGCCAAGGAAGCCGGACGCAAAGGAGGUCAGGCGUCUUAG